CGCCGAGCGUGUGCCCGCCUCUGGAAAGAUGGCGGCGGUGUCGGUGUUUCCCGGCGUGCGGCUCCUCAGUAUCGGGGACGCGAACGGGGAGAUCCAGAGACACGCAGAGCAGAGGGAGCUGCGGCUGGAGGCCCGGGGAGGGGACAUCGCGCUGUAUAAUGAGAAUGUCUGCGUGUUUAAGUGUACGAUCAACUCGGACACGGAAUGCAGCCGCGUCGGCAAACAGUCCUUUAUCGUCACUCUGGGUUGUAACAGUGUCCUGGUCCAGUUCGCCACACCAGCAGAUUUCUGCUCCUUUUACAAUAUUAUCAAGGGUUGCAGGAGUUCAUCUGCAGACAAGAGUGUGUUCAGCGAGCGGACAGAGGAGUCAUCUGCUGUGCAGUACUUCCAGUUUUAUGGCUACCUGUCACAGCAACAGAACAUGAUGCAGGACUAUGUGAGGACUGGCACCUACCAGCGAGCCAUCCUACAGAACCAUACAGACUUCAAAGAUAAGGUGGUUUUAGACGUUGGCUGUGGCUCAGGGAUCCUGUCCUUCUUUGCAGUUCAGGCUGGAGCUCGCAAGGUUUAUGCUGUGGAAGCGAGCACCAUGGCACAGCAUGCAGAGCUUUUGGUGAAGAGUAACAAUCUAACCGACCGCAUUGUGGUGAUCCCAGGCAAAGUGGAGGAAGUGUCUCUCCCUGAACAGGUGGAUAUGAUCAUCUCUGAGCCUAUGGGAUACAUGCUGUUCAAUGAGAGAAUGUUGGAGAGUUACCUGCAUGCAAAGAAGUUUCUCAAACCCAACGGUAACAUGUUUCCGACUAUUGGAGACGUUCACCUAGCACCGUUCACAGAUGAGCAGCUUUACAUGGAACAGUUUACAAAAGCCAACUUCUGGUACCAGCCGUCUUUCCAUGGCGUAGACCUUUCCUCACUUCGAGGAGCCGCUGUGGAUGAAUAUUUUAAGCAACCAGUUGUGGAUACCUUUGACAUUAGAAUACUGAUGGCCAAAUCUGUGAAAUAUACCGUAAAUUUCCUGGAUGCCAAAGAGUCCGAUUUGCACAGAAUAGAAAUCCCCUUCUCCUUCCACAUGCUCCAAUCUGGACUGGUCCAUGGCCUGGCCUUCUGGUUUGAUGUGGCUUUCAUUGGAUCCAUGAUGACUGUCUGGCUUUCCACAGCCCCCACUGAGCCCCUCACUCACUGGUACCAGGUCCGCUGCCUUCUACAGUCGCCCCUCUUCACCAAAGCUGGAGACACAUUAUCUGGGACAGUCCAGCUUAUUGCUAACAAAAGGCAAAGUUACGAUAUCAGUAUUGUUGCUCAGGUGGAUCAGACUGGAUCCAAGUCUAGUAAUCUGCUGGAUCUGAAGAACCCGUUCUUUAGGUACACUGGCUCAACGCCGUCCCCUCCUCCUGGUUCACACUACAGCUCCCCCUCUGACAAUAUGUGGAACACAGCAGGGGCGUACACCAUGAACACAGGAAUGGCCAUGGGAGGAAUGCCCACGGCGUAUGAUCUCAGCAGUGUUAUGGGUGGAAGCUCAGGCAUCAGCCACAGUAACCUCAUCCCUCUAGGUGAGCAGUCUGCAACCUCGUGUUCUGCGUCUCCGCAUCCGGGACCCCAAGACCUGACACACGGAACCUCUACUAACACAGGAAUUGUUAAUCACACGCACUCCAGGAUGGGAUCCAUCAUGAGUACAGGCAUCGUCCAAGGAUCGGCCUCAGGACAAGCUGGUUCCAACGCUACCGGCCACUACCCAGUCAACAACCAGUUCACUAUGGGUGGCCCAGCCAUCUCUAUGGCUUCUCCCAUGUCUAUCAACACCAACACAAUGCAUUAUGGGAGCUAGAAACUGCUCACUCCUCCCUUGCGACCUCGGCUGCUCCUGCCCCACCCAAUCCUCUUCUCGCUCCUCCUCUG
Nanorana parkeri is the source of this 1902-nucleotide messenger RNA. It is a transcript of the gene CARM1, whose product is annotated as coactivator associated arginine methyltransferase 1. The coding region runs from base 29 to 1831 and encodes 600 amino acids. The record is from RefSeq and is a predicted model, not a curated record. Lineage: Eukaryota; Metazoa; Chordata; Amphibia; Anura; Dicroglossidae. The transcript is spliced from 16 exons. Gene Ontology annotation, molecular function: protein-arginine N-methyltransferase activity. Gene Ontology annotation, biological process: peptidyl-arginine methylation.